CAUACUCUAUCAAUGAUGAUUCGAUAAGGAAAGACGGGUCCUUACAGCCAAUCAGAGUAACGAUGUAACUUCCAAUGAAAUUUUUAGCUGUUAGGAGCUUUUUUAUCUUCAGACCACAGGUUUUUAAUCCCACCUGGAAACCCUUUCCACGACUUUUUAUUACCAAUCCCCCCUCUCCGUCUCGACUGGGAUAUUUCCUUUGGCUGCAGGGCGGUUUCAAUCAAGAUGUCGGCGUUUUCGCGAACACUGGCGCCAUUUUUGCGCGCCUCGCGGCACUCCCUCAGAACCGGCAGCGCCGCCAACCCUUUACAAUUCGCUGUGCGACAGCAAAAUGUGGUCGCAGCCCUUAACAUCACAAGAUCAUACGCAGUAUUCGAGCGAACGAAGCCUCACGUAAACGUCGGUACCAUUGGUCACGUCGAUCACGGCAAGACUACUCUAUCCGCUGCUAUCACAAAAAGACAGGCCGAGAAGGGGCUUGCUAACUUCCUCGAAUAUGGCGCUAUCGACAAGGCGCCUGAAGAGCGAAAGCGUGGUAUCACUAUUUCUACAGCACAUAUCGAAUACGCCACGGAGAAUCGACAUUACUCUCACGUCGACUGUCCCGGUCACGCCGAUUACAUCAAGAACAUGAUUACUGGUGCCGCCAACAUGGAUGGUGCUAUCAUUGUCGUUGCUGCUUCCGAUGGUCAGAUGCCUCAAACGAGAGAGCAUCUUCUACUUGCCCGCCAGGUCGGUGUUCAAAGGAUUGUCGUCUUCGUCAACAAGAUCGACACCAUUGACGACCCCGAGAUGUUGGAACUCGUCGAGAUGGAAAUGCGUGAGCUGCUAUCCCAGUAUGGCUUCGAAGGAGAUGAGACCCCCGUUAUCAUGGGUUCUGCCCUGAUGGCUAUGGAGGGUAAGCGGGAUGACAUCGGUAACCAAAAGAUCGAUGAGCUUCUGAAAGCCGUCGACGAGUGGAUCCCUACCCCCCAGCGUGACCUUGACAAGCCCUUCUUGAUGUCCGUCGAGGACGUCUUCUCCAUUGCUGGUCGUGGAACCGUCGCCUCCGGUCGUGUUGAGCGAGGUACCCUCAAGAGGGACCAGGAUGUCGAGUUAGUCGGAAAGGGUCAGGAGAUCAUCAAGACCAAGGUUACUGAUAUCGAGACUUUCAAGAAGUCUUGCGAAGAAUCGCGUGCUGGUGACAACUCGGGUCUGCUUCUGCGAGGUGUCAAGCGAGAGGAUAUCAGGCGAGGUAUGGUUAUUGUCAAGCCUGGUACCGUGAAGCCUCACACCAAGUUCCUGGUCUCCCUAUACGUCUUAACCAAGGAAGAAGGUGGCCGACACACCGGUUUCCAUGGAAAUUACCGACCCCAGAUGUACCUACGAACUGCCGACGAGGCCUGCGCGCUUUACUUACCCGACGAUGUCGAGGACAAGAGCAAAAUGAUCAUGCCUGGCGACAACGUCGAGAUGUUGUGCGUUCUGCACAACCCCCUCGCCACCGAGAUCGGUCAACACGUCAACGUCCGUGAAGGUGGCCGAACCGUCGCAACGGGAAUUAUUACACGAAUCAUCUCUUGAAGCGGCUCACGGACUGUUUAGGACUAGUCUAAGUGUGCAAGGGGGAUAGAACGGGCUAUUCGGCUCUAUAUUUGUAUAGCCGGAUUGGGGAAAAUCGGCGUUGCUCCUCUUGUGUAUAAGGGAAUUCGGACUAUGUAUUAUAUUUUGAGCCCAUGUACACCUGGCACCACCCCAAGGCUCGUCUAAUCUCCCCUCUACUCUAACGCGUCUUUUCAUGUAGCUGAGUUGACUAUAGAGAAUGAUGAAAUGUAAAACAACUAACUAGACUAAUGAGUUACUUGCAUGAAGAAGGAAAAUAUUCCCAGUGUUAAACCCGGUCUUGGGACAUGGAAUGGGGCUCUUGCUAGCCUUACUAGUGUGCUUCUAAUAUUACAAAAAUACCCCUUUCAUGGCAGCUAAGUAUAACUAAACAACUCCACAUCUAUUACCGAGCUUCACGAAAUUAGGUCAACUAAUAAUAAAC
This is a messenger RNA of Annulohypoxylon maeteangense, 2026 nucleotides long. Its product is annotated as translation elongation factor Tu. Gene Ontology annotation, cellular component: mitochondrion. Lineage: Eukaryota; Fungi; Ascomycota; Sordariomycetes; Xylariales; Hypoxylaceae. Gene Ontology annotation, biological process: mitochondrial translational elongation. Bases 226 to 1563 code for a protein of 445 amino acids. Gene Ontology annotation, molecular function: translation elongation factor activity; GTP binding; GTPase activity. The transcript has 2 exons. The record is from RefSeq and is a predicted model, not a curated record.